This is a messenger RNA of Plasmodium gallinaceum, 2748 nucleotides long. Its product is annotated as high molecular weight rhoptry protein 3, putative. The record is from RefSeq and is a predicted model, not a curated record. The transcript is spliced from 7 exons. NCBI's taxonomy places the organism in Eukaryota, Apicomplexa, Aconoidasida, Haemosporida, Plasmodiidae. Bases 1 to 2748 code for a protein of 915 amino acids.
AUGAAAAGUCAACUUUUUGUAACACUUUUUAUAAUAUUUUCAUCUCUUUUAGUAACUGGAAGAAAUCCUUAUAGUGGAUAUUUAACCCAAAAUUUAAAAGUUCUUUUAGAAUGUAAUUUUAUAGCCUAUUAUAAUUUAAAAGAGAAUGGACCUGAUGUUGAUUCCUUUUUAGAUUUUGUGUUGGAACCUGAACAGUUUUAUUGGUUUGUAGAGCAUUAUUUGUCCGUUCCCUUUAGAGUCCCAGAAAAACUAAAAGAUAAAAAAACUAGAGACUUAUCAGAUUGUGUAAAUCGUACAUGGGUAUCUGAAUUUUUAUUAGAAUUCAAAGAACCAGACAUUAAUAAACUGAUUAUGCAUCUUAAUACAGAGCAAAAAAAUUUUCUUUCGUAUUAUAACCGUCAUGCUAUACUAGUUGGAAAAUUUACUGUAUUUCCAAUUAAAGAAUUUCAUAAGUAUUGCAUCUUACCACCAAUAAUAAAAACAACUAUAAGAGAAAGUGAUGAUGAAGAACAUGAGUUAACUUUUGAAUUAACUAAAGAUGAAUAUAAAAUAUAUUUGGGUGCAAUUGGAUCUCAAGUUACAGCCAUCAAAUAUUUAUAUACUAAUAUGCAUGAUGAUAAAAGAAAAAAAGAAUUAAAAAAAAUAAUAGAUAAUGAAGAUGAUAUAUCUAUUAUUUGUCCAGUUUACAAUUUAAAAUUGCACUAUAAUAAAGAUUGUCAAUCGGAAAAGACUAUUUUGAAAUGUCUUGAUAAUUAUAUAAGAAAAUCCUGUGAUAGAGAAAUAAAAACAGAAUAUGCUGCUUCUUUAUGUAAACAUUUAUAUUUUCUUUUUACAAAUUUGAAAGGUUCCUAUUUAGACAAUUUUAAACAAUUUUUACAAGAUAGAAAUAUAAGUUUAGUAAAACCACAAUCUGUAUGGAAUGUUCCAGUAUUUAAGGUAUAUAAGCCAAGUGAUAUUGAAGAAAAUUCAAAUAAUAUAGAAUCAGGAACUUUUAAAAUACUUAAUAGUAAAAACUUAAUAUUCUUGUCUUUUCAUGGUGAAAUUCCGAAAAGUCCAUACUAUGAAGUUGAAAUACAAACACUACCUAAUCUAAGUACAUAUGCAGAUAGUAUUGCUGACAAACUGCGUAGGUUUUUUUACUACUUUAAAAAAAUGUCAUCACCUAUUAGCCCAGUUUCAGUUGAAGAAUUAAAUCACAAUAUUACCGAAUUUUCUUUUAAGGAUGUUCAACAAGAAGUGGAAUGCAGUAAAGUACAAAAGAGUUUAGAUAUUCAAUUAGAGGUUGAAACGAUGAAAGGAGUUGUCACAGAAAAAAUAUGUAAAAUUAUUGAAAAUAAUACUCUCACUAAAAUACCCGUUGAUAAACAAAUAGUAAAAGAUUUUUAUGUUAUACAUGAUGAUAUACCUAAAGGAUUUCGUAUUCAGUGUAUUGUAUUAGCCACUUUUGUGGAAAUGUAUAAUAUUAUUAGACAAAUUUUGAAUUUAGAGAGUAUUCUAUCCUUAACAAGAUAUACAUCAUUAUAUUUACAUAAAUUUUUUAAUAGUGUAACUUAUUUAAAAGGAAAUUUUUUGUAUAAAAAUACGUUUGCACUAAAAUAUGCAAAUGCAUGUAGCAAAGCAGUUUUACAUGUUCCUUCUGUUCUAUAUAGGAGGAACCUUUACAUAUCUGAAACAUUUUUAUCAUUAUAUUUAGGUUUAUCUAACUUAGUUUCAUCUAACCCUUCUAGUCCUUUUUUUGAGUAUGCAAUAAUUGAAUUUCUUGUGUCAUAUUUCAAUAAGGGUUCUGAAAAAUUUGUUCUUUAUCUUAUAACUAUACUUUCCGUUCUACACCUAAACGUAUAUUAUUAUGAACAAAUUUAUUGUCAUUUUAAGGAACAUUUCUCAGUUUUAAAAUCAAAAAUGAUUCACCCAGAUAUAGCAAGUCGUAUCAUAAAAAGUUUACAAAAAUUAAUAAAAAGUGAAAAGUACUUAAAAAUGUUUACCUUAUACGUAGAUUUUGAGAGUGACGAUAUAUUUGAUAGAGAAAGUGUUUUCAGAACAAUUAUGGAUUUUCGAGAUUUUUAUAUGGAUGGUGAAACCAAAAAAGAAACAAAAUUGGAAGAAAUAUCAGAAAUGCCUAUACAUUUAGAUACACCUAAUGAUGGUAUUGGUUAUAGAAAAGAGGAUGUGCUUUUUGAGGUGGAUAAAGGAGAAUCUAUUGAGGCAUUAUUAGAUGAAGAAUACAUGGAAGACAAAGAUGUAGAGAUUACUGAUGAGGAAAAAGAUCAUAAAUCAAACUUUUUAAACAUCCUUUCAGAAAGAAAAGAUAUAUGUGUAUACAACAAAGAUCAAGAAUUACAAUUAAAAUUAUCUAAGUACAUAGGAAAAAUCAGGGAAGAUGAAACAGAUUUGGAAAAAGGUUCAAGUGAGAGGUCUCUUGUAACAUCUCAAAUGGUAAAAGAAAGAGAACAACAAAUAAGUGAAGAAAUGGAUAAAAUUGAAGAAAUUGGUGAAUCUCAAAAACCAUAUACACAAAAAAGCGCCUUGGAUUCAACUAGUGAAGAAAGUGUAUCUACUUCUGAUGGUUCAGAAUGUGAAAGUCCAAAAAAACCGAAAGGUAGUAAAUUUGGAGAUCUAGUAAAACCUAAACAAAAACUAGAUAAAGAUGAUUCCAAAAAAAAAGGUCCUAAAAAAAGGGGAUGGAUAUCUAGAAAGGUAGAAUCUUUUUUAAAAAGUAAUGCCCUAAGAAAAUUAUUUAAAAAAAGGUAA